GAAAGUCAGAUAUCUCUGAUGGACAGAACCAACGGGCUUGGGGAGGCGCCAGCAUUCAGGCUGCAGUCUCUAAUAGGCUCAAACUUCCUGUGGCGAAUUAGUAGAUAUUUAAUUUCUCAGGGACCGAUCUUAAAACACCCUGAAAAUCAGCCCCAGUAACCAAGCAAGCCACACAGAGCCCUGUCCGUUGUGAGGCCCCUGAACCAGACACCUGGAAAAGUUUCUCAACUUUGCCUUCCUUCUGGACUUAUCUUCCACAGAAAAUCAGGAUACUGUGCUGGCCGCCCCGGUGGAGACUGCACUGUGUUCUGUCACUUCUGACGUGAGGUAGAUAGGGUGUCACUAUGUCCAGCCUGAAAUUUGCUAUAUGAACAAGACUGACUUUGAAUUCACAGAGAUCCACUUGCCUCUGCCUCAAAAGUACUGGGAUUAAAGGAAGAGACUCAACUCCUGUCCGUGGCUAGAGGAACUGGGCUGGAAGCAUGUGGCAGGUCCUUCGAGGCUGGAGGACAGGAUGUCGGGGCCCACGUGGAGCCCUGGCAUGGCAGCCACGCCCCCCUUGCAGCCGCACCGUUGCCAGCGCAGCCUCUGUAGACGAGGAUGAGUACACCUUUGUGGUGGUGGGCGCAGGCUCUGCUGGCUGUGUGCUGGCCAGUCGGCUCACUGAGGACCCAAAUCAUCGGGUGCUGCUGCUGGAGGCAGGGCCCAAGGACUUGUUGCUGGGGAGCAAGCGGCUUCAGUGGAAGAUCCACAUGCCGGCUGCCCUUGUGGCCAACCUAUGCGACGACAAAUAUAACUGGUACUAUCACACUGAGCCGCAGCCCGGCAUGGAUGGCCGCGUACUGUACUGGCCACGAGGCCGGGUCUGGGGGGGCUCCUCAUCCCUCAAUGCCAUGGUCUACAUCCGAGGACACGCCGAGGACUAUAACCGCUGGCACCAGGAAGGUGCCGAGGGCUGGGACUACGCGCACUGCCUGCCUUACUUCCGCAAGGCGCAGAGACAUGAGCUGGGUGCCAAUAUGUACCGCGGUGGGGACGGCCCACUGCGUGUGUCUCGGGGCAAGACCAACCACCCGCUUCACCAGGCCUUCCUGCAGGCAGCACAACAGGCUGGCUACCCCUUCACUGAAGACAUGAAUGGCUUCCAACAGGAAGGCUUCGGCUGGAUGGACAUGACCAUUCACCAAGGGAAGCGCUGGAGCACAGCCUGCGCCUACUUGCACCCAGCGCUGAGCCGCCCCAACCUCAGGGCCGAGGUCCAGACCCUUGUAAGCAGAGUGCUGUUUGAGGGCACCCGCGCGGUGGGUGUGGAGUACAUCAAGAACGGCCAGAGCCACAAGGCUUACGCCAGCAGGGAGGUGAUCCUGAGCGGGGGCGCCAUCAACUCUCCGCAGCUGCUCAUGCUCUCUGGCAUUGGCAACGCAGAUGACCUUGGGAAGCUGGGCAUCCCUGUGGUGUGCCAUUUGCCCGGAGUUGGUCAGAACCUGCAGGACCACCUGGAGAUCUACAUUCAGCAAGCAUGCACACAGCCCAUCACCCUCCACUCUGCCCAGAAGCCCCUGCGGAAGGUCUGCAUCGGUCUGGAGUGGCUCUGGAGGUUCACAGGGGAUGGAGCCACAGCCCAUCUUGAGACCGGAGGGUUCAUCCGCAGCCGGCCUGGGGUCCCCCACCCGGAUAUCCAGUUUCACUUCCUGCCGUCACAAGUGAUUGAUCAUGGACGGAAGCCCACCCAGCAGGAUGCUUACCAGGUACACGUGGGAACCAUGAGGGGCACUAGUGUGGGCUGGCUGAAACUGAGAAGCGCCAACCCUCGGGACCACCCUGUGAUCCAUCCCAACUACCUGUCAACAGAAUCCGACGUCGAGGACUUCCGUCAGUGUGUGAGGCUGACUCGAGAAAUUUUCGCUCAGGAAGCCUUCGCUCCCUUUCGGGGGGAAGAGCUGCAGCCCGGAAGCCAUGUCCAGUCAGACAAAGAGAUAGAUGCCUUUGUGCGGGCAAAAGCAGACAGUGCUUACCACCCCUCCUGCACCUGCAAGAUGGGCCAGCCCUCUGACCCCACUGCCGUGGUUGACCUGCAAACCAGGGUCAUCGGGGUAGAAAACCUCAGAGUCGUGGAUGCCUCCAUCAUGCCCAGUGUGGUCAGUGGCAACCUGAAUGCUCCCACGAUAAUGAUUGCAGAGAAAGCAGCGGACAUUAUUAAGGGAUACCCUGCACUCUGGGACAAGAAUGUUCCUGUCUAUGAGCCCCAGACUCUGGACACCCAGCGUUAAGACAGACAGCCAUUACCUGAGGAUGACAGAGGAACUCAUGCCAAGCCAAGAGAUCCAAAGAGAACAGCCCUGCCCUAGAUAUUUAUGAAGCAGUAUAGAAACUUGAAACCCAGAUACCCCUAGUCUCGGUUCAGACCUUCAUGGUGUCUGAGGCAACGAGGCCAUGGUAGCCAGUGAGGCAAGUCCCUUUUCCCAGUAUCUCUCUGAGAGCCCUUCACCAAAAGGUUAGCGAGCAAGCUGGGGCUUCCUCCUGACCUCCUGGGGUUAGCAGUUAGGGUAGCUAACUCCUGACAUGAUGGUUUUCUCUUCCAUCUCCAGCUCCGAGUUCUGCUCUCAGGAGUGGGAUGACCCUUUCCCUAGUCUCCCACUUGAGGCCAUCUCUGCAGAGUCAGGGUAGUUGGACUGGACUGGGCUCUCCAAGGAAGCUUUAGCUGAAGCCAGGCAGCAGCAGCUCAGCAGGGCUGGUUACCUGAGCUCAUGGCCCUGGUUAGAGGGAAAGACAGUGGCUAGCGGACCCCGUACCCCCUCUGCACUUCACUCCUGCCCUGAUAAAAACCUGGAGAGUGGGGAGCAGGGGGGAGGGCUCAGGUGACUGCACCACUCGUGCCUACCUCCCUGGUUCUCGUCUUAUGAAACCGUCCAGAUGAGAAGCUUGCAGGACGUUGUUCAAGAAAAGGCCUUACUGCCAAAGAUGUCAUUGUUUAACCCUUACCACAAAAUAUAGAAUAUUUUGGCAGGAAUAUAGAUCCACUCCCACAAGCCAGUCACUACUACCUCAUGCCAGGGACAUGAGCCUACGAGGACCUUUCAUGGUGGCCCUGGAAGUGGCCCGGGCAUCAGAGCUACUUCUGCAGACAAGGCUGACUGUUUCUUAUUCUCUACACAUGGGAACAGCGAGCCUGGCACCAAGGCUAACGGAGACCAGCAAAGACUUUGGAGUGAGAGAUAAACCAGCCAGUAUCGGAGUCUUGGGUCAGGGGAGCAGAUACCAGCAGCUCUUUGAUCUGGAAAUUCCUCAUAAUUUCGAUGUAAUCGGUAACUUAUUUUUGAACCAAGAUGCCUCAUCCUGACUUUUCUUACAAGACAAUGAGGACCAAAUGCAUUUUAGGUUCGUUUUUCUGAAGAUAUCCAAAGCUGCCAUCUGAAGUGGGGGAAGAAACGGGUCACUAUAUAGAAAUCACAUUGCUGAGAGAAGAAGGGAGGGGAAAUAUUAGGAUUCCAGGCUCCCCUAGGACUGACCGGCAUGAGCUGCCUUCUGGACUUUGGAGUCUGAGAAGACCCUUCAAAGGGUUCAAAGAAAAAUUAUAAACCAUCACUUUUGCUUUGAAAACUAGGCUGCUCUCGGUUCAUCUUACCUGCUCCUUGCCUCUUGUGUUUUCCUGUUCCAAAAGAAGGUCAAGAAAAUCCUAGGUCUGCCAAGAGAACCUUCUAGGGCAGGUGUCAGAUGGCCGUCAUCCGUAGCAUCCUUAGCAGCACAGGUACCACCCCUGGGAAGGCCAUGUUCUUCUCUCAGGCCUGGUUUAGAACAAGAGAAGAUAAACCCUGGCGGCUCCACAGCCACAUCCAGGCCUUUCUCUCACUUCGGCAUAGGAAGGCCGGCUUCACAUAUAGACAUGAUUUAGCCACAUAAGGAAAUGAGUUUCUAGAGACAAGAUGAGAAUGUUACCUGCCCAGAACUUACAGAUGGUGUCGGGAUAGAACAUGUGGUUCAGAGGGAUCCUCACUGAAGCCCUGAUGGCUGCUCCUGUUUCCAGCCCAAACAGAACAGAUGGACGUGCAGGAGAGCCCCCCCUCCUGCAGCGCUGAAUCCAAAUGCCGGGGCUGUCGGCUGUCGGGAAGUCCCAGUGCCGCCAUGAGGGAGCCAGGGCGGUAGACGGUGCAGUCCUGCUUCAGCUAUAAAGUGAGGUGCACA
Messenger RNA from Apodemus sylvaticus (European woodmouse), 4182 nucleotides. RefSeq names its product choline dehydrogenase (gene Chdh). NCBI's taxonomy places the organism in Eukaryota, Metazoa, Chordata, Mammalia, Rodentia, Muridae. The record is from RefSeq and is a predicted model, not a curated record. The transcript has 9 exons. Gene Ontology annotation, cellular component: mitochondrial inner membrane. Gene Ontology annotation, molecular function: choline dehydrogenase activity; flavin adenine dinucleotide binding. Bases 483 to 2270 code for a protein of 595 amino acids.